Molecule: messenger RNA, 2231 nt
Organism: Jaculus jaculus (lesser Egyptian jerboa)
Lineage: Eukaryota; Metazoa; Chordata; Mammalia; Rodentia; Dipodidae
Gene: Galr1
Product: galanin receptor 1
Exons: 3
Coding region: 584-1633 (349 amino acids)
Biological process (GO): G protein-coupled receptor signaling pathway; negative regulation of adenylate cyclase activity; positive regulation of cytosolic calcium ion concentration
Cellular component (GO): membrane
Molecular function (GO): galanin receptor activity
Source: RefSeq, a predicted model, not a curated record
AGAAGCUGGGAGGGAGCCUGCGGCGCCACAGCAAGCGGUGCCCAGAGCACGGAAAGCGCCCUGAGUCCCUCCAGCAUCCACCGAUUGCUGAGCUCCGAGGAGGAGCGAGGCGAGAGGGAGCCUCUGAGAGCAACAGGUGCGGGGCGCCAAGCCACUCCAGCGAGGAGAGGACGCAGCCGGCGAGGGUGAUCAGAACCCCGGCGAGGCGCAGAGAGGGGCUCUCCAUCUGCGGGCUCCUCCCAGGCUUAGUGACGGAGCCACCCAGACCCAAGACCUCUGUGCUCCCGAGACCUCCGCCCCCGCACGAGAAGCCUCAGCUUCUGGCUACCAUCCCAGCCUCCUCUGGGCCAGGCCCGGGACAAAGACAGAGAAGAGCCACCACAGAGGCACUUGCCAGGGGCGCGGCACCCGCUGUCUUGUCUCAUCGCGGAGGCUCUGGCUGAAGAUUCGAGCUUUUUCGGGGGGGUGCAAGCGGGGCUGGGGCUUCCUGGCAAUCCUCACCCAUCCUUGGAGCCUGCUUUCACCCGCACUCCCUCCCGCCACCCCGCCCUCACGCUCCCCAGCGCUGUCCCCUUAGUGGGUGAUGGAGUUGGCCACCUUGAACCUCAGCGAGGGGAACGGGAGCGAGCCAGAGCCGCUUGCCCAGGAUCUGAGGCUGCUCUUUGGCAUCGGCGUGGAAAACUUCAUCACGCUGGUGGUGUUUGGCCUGAUCUUCACGCUAGGCGUGCUGGGCAACAGCCUGGUGAUCACCGUGCUGGCGCGCAGCAAGCCGGGCAAGCCGCGCAGUACGACCAACUUGUUCAUCCUCAACCUGAGCAUCGCUGACCUGGCCUACCUGCUCUUCUGCAUCCCCUUCCAGGCCACCGUGUACGCGCUCCCCACCUGGGUGCUGGGCGCCUUCAUCUGUAAGUUCAUCCAUUACUUCUUCACCGUGUCCAUGCUGGUCAGCAUCUUCACGUUGGCCGCGAUGUCUGUGGACCGCUAUGUGGCCAUCGUACACUCGCGGCGCUCCUCCUCCCUCAGGGUGUCCCGCAACGCACUGCUGGGCGUCGGCUUCAUCUGGGCGCUCUCCAUCGCGCUGGCCUCGCCCGUGGCCUACCACCAGCGUCUCUUCCACCGGGACGCCAGCAACCAGACCUUCUGCUGGGAGCAGUGGCCCAACCAUCUGCAUAAGAAAGCCUACGUGGUGUGCACCUUUGUGUUUGGCUACCUGCUCCCUUUGUUGCUCAUCUGCUUCUGUUACGCCAAGGUCCUCAAUCAUCUGCAGAAGAAGUUGAAGAGCAUGUCAAAGAAGUCGGAGGCAUCCAAGAAAAAGACAGCGCAGACAGUCCUGGCGGUGGUGGUGGUGUUUGGGAUAUCCUGGCUGCCCCAUCAUGUCAUCCACCUCUGGGCUGAGUUCGGGGCCUUCCCGCUGACCCCGGCCUCUUUCUUCUUCAGGAUCGCGGCCCAUUGCCUGGCGUACAGCAACUCCUCAGUGAACCCUAUCAUCUACGCUUUCCUCUCGGAAAACUUCAGGAAGGCCUAUAAGCAAGUGUUCAAGUGCCGCCUUCGUAACGACUCAGCCCUCAGUGACGAUAAGGAGAACAAAAGCCGCGUCGACACGCCGCCGUCCACCAACUGCACUCACGUGUGAGGAGCGCCUGGCGCUGCGCGGUGUCCGGCGUGCGCACGUGGGCGAGGCACGGAGAAGAGAUAGUGGCUGCCGCCCGCUGCUGCAACUUGCUCUGCCAACGGCAGCUCAUAGCGUUUGACUUCCAUCCCAGUGGUGUUAAAGAGGACUUUGAUCCAUUUAGGGAAUUCCUAGGUCCACUGAAGAUUCCGUUCUAAUUGAAUUUCGUUUUUAAAAUUCUAUUCGGAAACACGAGAAGAGGCAGCAUGUGGUUUUAUGUCUCUGAACGGGUGAAAGUCGAAAAGCAACCCCGAGACACGGUCAGUUUUUUAUAGAGUAUGGACCAGCACCCCAGAGAGGUGAAGCAUAUUUGACAUCUACAUUUUAAAAGCAAAUUUAUUUAUAGAAAAAAAAAAACCUGUGUUUUGUUUCUUCAAAUUUGAGAGAAGUCAUGCUAUAGCUAUGUGUUUUAAAAUACAAUCCUGGACAGAAUGGUACAUAGGAGUCUUUUGCACCUUUGUGGAGAGGCAGCUGGGCUCAGCAGAAAGAGGCUCCUGUCAUCAGUCCAUGCAGUGAAAGGAGGCUGCUGUCAUCAGUCCAUGCAGUGGAAGGAGGCUGCUGU